AUGUUAGUUGUGCCAUCAACACCACAUAUGGAUUACGCUGAUAACGCAUUACGGGUUGACAAAUCUGGAUGUGGAAUUAUGCAUUUCGGAUGGAAUUUGAAACCAAUAUUAUUGCAACAACAAAUAUCACUAUUAUUACAAAACAUCACUGUUAACAUUGAUGAUAACAUGACGUAUCCAAAUCCAAUUGAUUUUAAAAAAAUGAAUCAUUUCUUUGCAGCUGCUCAUCGUAUUGGGAGAUUGCUUCGUUCUGCUGGUGGUACUACUCGAGCAGCGACUAUCAUCGAAGAAUUUUUAGAAUUUGGAUACCAACAUUUGAUAUUUAAUCAACCAAAUUACAAACAAUCAUUCAUCAUAUAUAGUCUUGUCCUCCUCGUUACUACUACAAUCAUUGCGCUAUUAGUGCUAUUACCGUAUUGUUGUUGUCGCAUUUGUUAUCGAAAAUUCAAACCAAAAUUGGUUAAGCAAAAGAGAAAAGCUCAUUAA
This is a messenger RNA of Didymodactylos carnosus, 486 nucleotides long. The record is from the annotation of a GenBank genome assembly. NCBI's taxonomy places the organism in Eukaryota, Metazoa, Rotifera, Eurotatoria, Philodinida, Philodinidae.